AUGAACCGGAAAUUCUUUAUUGUUGCUGUUGCCUUCUUGGCCUACGCUUACGGCGAUGUCUCACACCUUGGAGGGGGAUAUAACUACCAGGCUCCAGCUCAAGUGCACUAUGAGGCGCCAGCUCUGGCUCCGGCUCCCGCUCCCAUUUACCAGGCCCCCGCACCAGUGCACUACGAACAGCCAGCUCCAGUUCAGGUCUAUCAGGCACCUGCUCCUGCACCCGUGAAUGCCUACGUUCCUCCCGCAGCACCAGCUCCUGUGCACUACGAACAGCCAGCUCCCAUCCAAAUCUCUGCACCUGCUCCUGCACCAAUUUACCAAGCUCCUGCACCCAUCCAGAUAUCCGCGCCAGCUCCAGCUCCAGCUCCAGUAAGCAGCUACAUUCCACCUGCAGCCCCUGCUCCAGUGCACUAUGAGGCUCCUGCCCCCGCACCUGUUUACCAAGUUCCCGCACCAGUUUACCAAGCUCCUGCACCCAUCCAGAUAUCCGCGCCCGCACCAGCUCCAGUAAGCAGCUACAUUGCACCUGCAGCCCCUGCUCCAGUGCACUAUGAGGCACCCGCCCCCGCACCAGUGCAGUACGAGCAACCGGCUCCGGUUCAGAUCUCUGCCCCCGCUCCAGUGCACUAUGAGCAACCGGCACCAGUUCAGAUCUCUGCCCCCGCACCAGUCUAUCAGGCCCCAGUCGUUCAGGAGCAGUACGAGCAGCCCGCACAGGACGGUUACCACUACAAGACUAAACUUCUUGUUGUCGCCUUCGCCGUACUGGCUUCCGCCUACGCUGAUGUCUCCCAUCUGUCGGGCUACAACUACGCCCAGCCCGCACCAGCUCCGGCUCCAGCACCAAUUAAGAUUGUGGCUCCUCUAGCCCCAGCUCCAGCUCCUCUGCCAAACAACCAGUACAUUCCCCCUGCAGCCCCAGCCCCAGCUCCUGUGCCAAUUGAAUUGCCUGCUCCAGUUGCUGCUCCUCUUCCAGUCAAGGUUGCUCCCGCACCAGCUCCCGUCAACCAGUACAUUCCCCCAGCACCUCCAGCACCCCCAGUACAUGUUGCCCCUGCACCUGCCCCUGCUCCAGCUCCAGCUCCAGUGCCCCUCCCAGUGAACCAGUACAUUCCUCCCGCACCACAGGCUCCAGCUCCAGCCCCAGUCCCACUUGCCCCUCAGCCCGUCCUCGAGGAAAUCGAGCCCGUGUCCGCCGACGGCUACCGUUACAAAACCAUCCGUCGUCGUGUGAUCCGUCGCCGUUACUAA
This is a messenger RNA of Scaptodrosophila lebanonensis, 1251 nucleotides long. Its product is annotated as skin secretory protein xP2-like. Lineage: Eukaryota; Metazoa; Arthropoda; Insecta; Diptera; Drosophilidae. The transcript is spliced from 3 exons. Bases 1 to 1251 code for a protein of 416 amino acids. The record is from RefSeq and is a predicted model, not a curated record.